UCCACCAUGCCCAAAGCAUUCCUGCUGCUGUGUGUUGCCCUGGUGCUACUUGGGCUUGUGCAUGGAGCCACGCUGAGAAAUGAAGAGAAAUGGAAGUCACUCAACAACCCCAGAAACCGUGAGCUGUUUUUCAGAACCCUUCAGGCAUAUUUUAAGGGAAGAGGUCUUGAUCUUGGGAGGUUUCCAAAUACUUUCUCCAUGAAUGAGAAUCCCAGACCCUUCUCUUUCCAGGCAGAACUUAUUGCAUCCGCAUUUGCAGAUUACGAAGAACAGAAAAACUCCCUUCCCAAUUACCUCAAAGGCUGAAGUUUCUUCUGAGCGCAGGUGUCUGGCUAUUUUAAAACUAGAGAUGAAGCAUCUCAUUAGAAAAAGUCAACAAUGGUCAUGGCUAAACUUUUGUGUGUGUUUUCCCCCUCCAUUUUUAUUUGUCAGUUUGUAAUGAUUUUAUUCAGCAUUUCCAGAUUUACAUAUAAAUAGCUUGAGCUUUGGAACAUAUGUGACUUAUGUGUGUAUUUUUCUUGUUUUUUCCUCACUUUUUAACAUAAAUAUCGAUGUAGAGCACUGCAUAUAUUUGCAAGAGUUACAAAAACACCAUAAAGUCCAAAGAAAUGAUGAGCUUCUGAAUUGUUUCCUUUUAAGCUUGUCUUGUAUUUUUAUUACCUUUUAUCAAUUAAUAUUUUCAUUUGAAAGGAAUGUUGCUCAUUUUUACUUUAGUUUAUUAUAUGUAAC
Messenger RNA from Diceros bicornis minor, 729 nucleotides. It is a transcript of the gene C10H2orf66, whose product is annotated as chromosome 10 C2orf66 homolog. Lineage: Eukaryota; Metazoa; Chordata; Mammalia; Perissodactyla; Rhinocerotidae. The transcript is spliced from 3 exons. The coding region runs from base 7 to 306 and encodes 99 amino acids. The record is from RefSeq and is a predicted model, not a curated record.